AUGCACAGAUACUUAAAGGAACUUCUAGAUAAUUUGAGAACAAUUAAGCUUCGAGAAAAGGUUAUUGAUUUUUCUGGUUCAAAUUUGAAUUUGAUUGAAAAACCCUCUAGAUUAACAUCACCUUCUAUCCCAAAUGCUGCAGCUGCACCAACGGCAUCUACUGCACCAACGGCAUUAUCAUUAUUUGAGCUGAUUAAACAAUUUCCAAGGUUGUUUCCAAGAAGCUUCAUGAAAUCUUUUCAAGAUUAUAAGCAGUUUCACAGUGAUGUUGAAAAUUUCCAGGUACGCCUGUUGGAAACUUUACCUUAUUUUCCUGAUCCAAGCAAUGGAAUUUAUUCAAAGAUCACUAACACCAUCGUUGAUGAUGAAGGGUCUUCUAUCAACGAAUUUGUAGUAUAUCCUUCGAAUAUUUCAGUCCCAAGUGAGAAAUUAAAACAUUUAAUAUUUGUUCAUGGCUACGGUGCGGGACUGGGUUUUUUUCUGAAGAAUCUGGAGAAUAUCAAAUUGUUAAACGAUGAAUGGUGUGUACAUGCAAUUGAUUUGCCGGGCUAUGGGUUCUCCACAAGAGCAAAAUUUCCGUUCCAGGUUGGAAAGCAUAGGCAUGACCAAGUGAACGAAUGGUUUCAUUCUAGAAUCAGAAACUGGAUGCAUCAGAGAAACCUUCUGCAACAUUCACAGAAUAACUUUCUUAUUGCCCAUUCUUUGGGUGCAUAUCUAAUGGCAUUAUAUGUUGAUAAGCACCCUAAUGAUUUACAAAAAAUAUUAAUGUGUUCGCCAGCAGGUAUUGGCGACUCCAUGAAUCUUAAAAAGAAGACACCGGCUUGGUGGUUUGAAAAACUUUGGGAAAGGAAUAUUUCACCAUUCACUUUAGUAAGGAGCAGUUCCUAUAUUGGUUCUAAACUAACAAGUGGAUGGACCUAUAGGAGAUUCUCAUCAUUACUUUCACAAAAUAAUUUGAAGCAGUUUGAAGCCUUGCAUAAAUAUACAUAUUCGAUUUUCAAUCAAAGAGGCUCGGGAGAAUAUUUAUUGAAUUUUGCAUUAAAAUGUGGUGGAGGCCCUCGGUAUCCUUUGGAAAAGACCUUGUUUAUGAAUAAUGACAAAGGAAUCUCUAAAAGCUCGACUGAGUGGAUUUGGGCAUAUGGUGACAAUGACUGGAUGGAUAAAAACGGAGGGAUUAGAGUAAGUGAAAUCUUGACGAAACAAUUGAAAAAACGAAGCGAGGUUUACAUUGUUCCGAGAGCUGGUCAUCAUCUAUAUUUCGAUAACCAUCAAUUUUUCAAUGACUUGAUCUUGAAGGAGAUGGAAUGCAUGAAAUAA
Tetrapisispora phaffii CBS 4417 is the source of this 1317-nucleotide messenger RNA. It is a transcript of the gene CLD1, whose product is annotated as carboxylic ester hydrolase. NCBI's taxonomy places the organism in Eukaryota, Fungi, Ascomycota, Saccharomycetes, Saccharomycetales, Saccharomycetaceae. Gene Ontology annotation, cellular component: mitochondrial inner membrane. Gene Ontology annotation, molecular function: A2-type glycerophospholipase activity. The coding region runs from base 1 to 1317 and encodes 438 amino acids. The transcript has a single exon. Gene Ontology annotation, biological process: cardiolipin acyl-chain remodeling. The record is from RefSeq and is a predicted model, not a curated record.